GUUUUUGUCUUUUCUUCGUAGCACACUUAUCACAUAUUACGAUGUUUGCAUUUUUAUUUAAGAGAUUACCCAAAGUUUUACUGUUGGUGUUAUUAUUCAUAGCUAUUGUCUUGCUUGGAUUUCUCCUCAUUGGAUGUUUAGAUAAUACCAAUCAAUAUCUGAAGAUUUAUUUAGCUCAAUUUCAAUUCAAUCAAACUUCAUCAGAUGUUAUGAAUGAUAUUAUGAUAUCUAAUUCUACUCAAACGUUUGAUUCCAUCAGUUUAAAGGUUAAUUAUCUAGCUGUUUGUAUUGAUCUUAAUCAAAAUUUAACAUGUACCACUUAUGAUAAACUUAAUAAUUUAACUUCUUUCAAUGAUAUUUCAAUCUCCCCCACCUCAUCAUUAAACCUUAAUUUAAUCUCGAUUGUUAAAAGUUUCAGUAAAAUCUGUCACCCAAAAGUUUUAGAAGCAACUAUUGUCCUCACUCUAGUCCUCCUACUCACUAUCUGUUAUACUUCUAUCCCAUAUAUUCCAUUCAAAUCGAAUGUUAAAAAAUUCAACUGUGUAUUAGCGUCAGGCACAACUCUUUUAUGGGGAUUAGGAUCAAUGUUACAAAUGGAAGCGGUCAAUACUUCAACCAUAAUGGUUAAUGAUGCUUCGAUGGAUAUGGUUGUGGCUAAUAGAGGUUUAAGAGCUGAAGCUAUGACUUGGACAGCGUUUGCGUUCAUUAUUGUGGUCAAUAUUCAUUGUUUUUAUGUUUGUUUCAAAGAUGUUAUAGAUUUAAAAAGAAUUGAGAAUCAAAAAAUGAAUUCCGCUAAUUUUUCAGUCAAAGUUUAAGUAAUGUGAAGUUUGUACUCUAUUUUUGUUAGUAACUAGUUUGAUAUUUAGUUGUUAUAUACUUUUAUUUAAUCAUAUAAGGUGAUUUCAAGAUAAUUAUAAGUAUAUGUUCUAAGAAAAUUACCUGUAACACCCACCCAACCCUAUUUCUAACUGAUUACCCCGUACCCAUUUGGUUGCUAAAAGAAAAUUGAUUAAAAUUUGA
Messenger RNA from Scheffersomyces coipomensis, 1020 nucleotides. It is a transcript of the gene FIG1, whose product is annotated as Fig1p. The record is from RefSeq and is a predicted model, not a curated record. Bases 42 to 815 code for a protein of 257 amino acids. Gene Ontology annotation, cellular component: membrane; mating projection tip. The transcript has a single exon. NCBI's taxonomy places the organism in Eukaryota, Fungi, Ascomycota, Pichiomycetes, Serinales, Debaryomycetaceae. Gene Ontology annotation, biological process: conjugation with cellular fusion.